GAGAAAAACUGAGGUGUCUGCAGGCAGUUGUGUGCCUGAGUGUGGUGUCAGCAUUGCCGCAAGUCCGGCACUGUCUGGCAUUUCUGUUAUGACUUUCUCCAGCGAAGUGAGCAGCGGUUCAGCGGCAGAACCAACAGUGGCUAAUGGCAGAAAGCGUGUCAUUUCUUCCGGCACUUGUAUGUCGAAGAAAUUCAAGAGCUUCGAUGCUAGCGAGGUCAGUUUGGACCUACAGUUUGUUAGCACGUCGAGAAAGGAAGAGCUGGUUUUCCGUCCCCUUAGCAUAGAUGUCUGUCGAGUGUUGUGUAGUAAGUUAAACGUUGACUGCGUGAAGGUUGGUAGUGCAGUAUCCACAGAGGUGGGGUUGUUGGGUGUUCCUUGUAGCAAAGAUAGGAUUGUGGCUGAUGGUAACUGCUUCUUCAGAGCCAUCUCUCAGGCUGUGAGUGGUUCUCAGAAGCACCAUCGCAGGAUCAGGCUAGCUGUGUGUAAAGAGUUACAGAGGAAUGCAGACAGAUAUCAGAGUCUUUUGAGGAGUGAGUACUCCUCUGUGUUAGAGUACAUUGAGCAGUCCAGAAUGAGACGUGUGAGCAGUUGGGCCACAGAGGUGGAGAUUCAGGCGACAGCCGAUUGGUUAGGCAUUAGUGUGUUUACGUUCCAUGAUGGACGUUGGUUGAGGUAUAGCUGUAGUAGUCAGCCUUUGUCGGUAGAGUGUGUGUACUUAGAGAAUAUUAGGGGACAGCAUUUUGAGAAUGUGGUUUGUGUGUUUAAGCCUGGACUGCAUAGUUGCUUUGAGUACUGUAAAGUUAGGGAAGUGGCAGGUUAUAGCAUUAGGUCUAGAAUGAUGGAUGUUUUAGAUAGUGACAACACAGCGGUUAGGUAUAGUAGUGAUGUAGUAGGUUCUAUUGUGGGUGUAGAGGAUAGUGACAAGGUUGUGGAGGCUGCUAGGGAGUUAGUGUCAGUUAGAAUGUCAGGGAAGUCAAAGUAUCUUCGGCAGAAACAAAGGAAACAGGAAAAGUUUAAUUUGUCGCUUAGGGAGAAACGUCAAUUGAGAAUUAGGAAGACAUAUCAAGGAAAUGUGGUGUUCAGGGAAAAGGCAAAGGUGUGGAGUGUAGGGAAUUAUUGUAAGAAUUUAGCCCACAGAGAGAGGGUUAAAAAGCUGAGUGUUAGUAAAUACAGAGAAAGCAUUGAACACAGGGAGAGAGUGAAGGCUAAGAGCUUGGGCAAAUAUAGGGACAGUGUCGAGCAUAGGGAGAGAGUAAAGGCCAGGAGUUUUGUCAAAUAUAGGGACAACAUUGAGCACAGGGAGAGAGUAAAGACCAAGAGUUUUGUCAAAUAUAGGGACAACAUUGAGCACAGGGAGAGAGUAAAGACCAAGAGUUUUGUCAAAUAUAGGGACAACAUUGAGCACAGGGAGAGAGUAAAGACCAAGAGUUUUGUCAAAUAUAGGGACAGCAUUGAGCACAGGGAGAGAGUAAAGGCCAAGAGUUUUGUCAAAUACAGGGACAGCAUUCAGCACAGGGAGAAAGUUAUAGAAAGGAGUAAGAGUAAGUAUCAUGGUAGUGUAGAGCAUAAGCAGAAAGUUAUUUCUGGGGUGAAGUUAAGCAGGAAGCAGAAGGUGGAGAAGGCAGAAGAUUUUGCUUUUGUUAUGGAUCACUUUUUGGCAAAGGUCAGAGAUGGACCAGAUUUUGUGUGCUGUGUUUGUCAUAGGUUGUUGUUUAGAUUUCAGGUGGUGAGUUGUGCAAGGGAAGUUUAUAGGCGAAGUUCAGCAACAGCUGCUAUUGCAGAUAGGUGUAUAGGCGAGCAUUAUUUGCACAGAUGUAAUGAGGAGUGUGUUGUGCCGUGUUCCUUGGUGUCAUCGCGUGGUCAGCUUUGGAUUUGUUUCACGUGUCAUGGUAAGCUUAGUGCAGGUGAGAUGCCAGCUGAAUGCUGGGUUAAUAACUUGGCACUUGAUCCCAUUCCAUCUGAACUGGGAUGUCUGAAUAGUUUAGAGCAGCAUUUGAUAGCGUUGCAUAUUCCAUUUAUGAAAAUGUUGGCACUGCCUAAAGGGGGGCAGAAUGGAGUACAUGGACCAGUGACAUGUGUUCCAGCCGACAUUGUUCAGACGACGAAUGUGUUGCCGCGUUCAAGUAUGGAAGGGUCUCUGCUUCAGGUUAAGCUGAAGCGGAAACUCACGUAUAAAGGCUAUUAUGAGUACCAGUUUGUUGAUACGUUGCGUGUAAGACAGGCGCUAGAAUAUUUGAAGAGGACAAAUGUGCAUUAUAGGGAUAUAGACUUUAAUGACGAGUGGGUUAAUGAGUUUGUUAGGCAGGAAGAUAGGGAGAAGGAAGAGGCCGAGUCAGGCAGUGAGGAUGAGGCUGAGGUUAGGUCACGUCAGGACAGAGGUCAGGGUGAAAUUGGUGAUGUACAGGAAUCAGCAGACAUAGGACAGGAUGAACUGUUACAUGACAGACAACAACACUGCAUGUUUCAGGACACUUGUCUUAUGCCUGUUGAUAUUGGUCAGGAAGCUUUAGAUCAGUAUUUUAAGGAUAUUUUGAACAUUGCGCCUGCAGAAGGGAAUAGUCCGGUAAGAAUGCUUUCUGACCACACGAAUGAGGCAAAGUGUUUCCCUGUGUUGUUCCCUGCGGGUGAUAAGACCUUCCAUGACGGACGGUCUCAUCACUUGACGUUGUCGCGUUAUCUUAAUAACCGGAUUAUGCAUGCCGACGGUCGUUUUGCGCGGAACGUCGAGUACAUAUUUUUUGCGCAGUACAUGUCAGAGUUGGACAGGGUUGUGUCCAGUGUUUCCAUCGCUUUGCGUAAGGGCAAAGGAGGUCAGAGGCCUCAACGCAUUACUGAGGACAUGUUAACGGAUGCGGACGCCUUGAAGCAGUUGUUGGCGUGUGAUGACGGGUUUAGGUUUCUUAAACCCAUUAGAGGAACUCCGGCCUUUUGGCAGUCUGUCCAGAAGGACGUGAUGGCUUGCGUGCGUCAAUUGGGUAUUCCGACGUGGUUUUGUUCGUUUUCGUCUGCGGAUAUGCGCUGGCAGAAUCUCCUGACCAGCAUCCUGAAACAGGAAGGCAGAUCGCAGACGGUAGAGGAUUUGGAGUGGGCUGACAGGUGCGAGUUGCUGCGUCGUAAUCCGGUCACCGCGGCGAGGAUGUUUGACUACAGGUGGCAUUGUUUUCUGAAAGAGGUUCUCAUGUCUCCCUGUCAACCAAUCGGCAAAAUAAUCGAUUACUUUUAUAGGGUAGAAUAUCAACAAAGAGGCUCACCACAUGUACACUGUUUGUUUUGGAUCGAGGGUGCUCCCCAAAUUGAUAGAAACACAGAUGAGGAGGUGGUAAAAUUUAUUGACCGUUAUGUUACAUGUGAGCUACCCUCAGAUGAUGACACACUAUUGGACACGGUGUCAUCUGUUCAAACACAUUCCAAACGACAUUCAAAGUCGUGUAGAAAACACAAAACGACAUGUCGUUUCAAUUUCCCAAAACCUGUUUCUGCGCGGACAUUCAUUUGUAGAAUGUUAGAAUGCAAGUGUGAUAAGAAAAAGACAGCGGAGACCGAACCUGGUUCAGAAAACAGGCCAGUCUGUAAGUGUUUUGAGGAUAGAGAUAAGAUGCCAGAAAACGUUGCGCAGGCUAUUCUAACAGCUGUUAAGCUGGCUGUGGACAGUGAUGUGCCUCCUGUUAGUGUAGAGGACUUGUUUUGUGCUUUAGGAAUAAAUCAGGAAAUCUUCGAGUUGGCUUAUAGGCGUUUAGAGAAGAGGCAUAAGGUUGUGUAUAGGAGAGGGGUGAACGAGGUUUGGGUCAAUCAGUACAGUAAGCAGUUGUUGAAGUGCUGGAACGCUAACAUGGACAUUAGCUUUGUCACCGACGCCUACGCAGUAGUAAUAUACAUACUAUCGUAUAUUACGAAAGCAGAGAGAGAAAUUGGCCUAUUAUUGACUAAUGCCCAAAAAGAAGCCAAAACACAAGGGAAUCUCUCUGCUAAAGAAGCCCUGCGGAAGCUGGGCAGUGUAUAUUUACACAACAGAGAUGUUUGUGCGCAGGAGGCGGUGUACAGGCUAACGAACAUGCACCUUAGGGAGUGUUCCAGGAAGGUUGUGUUUGUGCCGACAGGGAGCAAGAUAGUUAGGAUGAGUUUGCCCCUUAGUGUUUUGAGGCAGAAGGCGGCCUCCCGUGAUCUUGGGGAGGAUGAGAUGUGGAUGACAGGCAUAGUGGAUAGGUAUAAGAAUAGGCCUAACAGCGAUGUGUUUGCAAACAUGUGUAUGGCCACCUUUGCAUCUGAGUAUCGUGUUCUCAGCAAAAAUGAAAAGUCUAAGGACAGAAUUCAAUUGAACAAUGAUUUGGGAUUCAUUCUGAGGAGAACACGCACUCAGUUUGCAGUGGUGCGGUACAUGCGUUUCAGUUUGGAUAGACAGGAAGAGGCACAUUUUCAGAGCCUGCUGCAGUUGUUUCUUCCUUAUAGAACUGACUCAGACCUCAAACCUGCAGGCUUUGAGCUGUUUGAGCAGUUCUAUAACGAUGGCCAGGUGACGUUUAGCGACGGGUCUGUGCAUUCGGUUCGCGAUGUCGUCGGCGAGAAUAGGGCCAGGUUUGAGGUCAAUUGUCCUCACCUUGAGUUAGCUCAGGAGAUAGCUGCGCAGAACAACGGGGUAGAUGAAGAUGUUUGGGGUGAGCUGUGUCCUGAACAGGAAGCGGAACGCCUAGAAGAUUUAGAGGAGCAGAGGCAGCAGCGGGAAGCUGAGAUAGCUGAGGAACAGUUAGUUGAAGCGAUGGAGAAUGUUCCAGAUUUGAUUGUUGGUGGCAGACAGGUAGCGCAGGUAGAGAGAAACAGGUCCACGUUGUCUAGAAGUGACGGUUUGGCGCUUAUUAGGUCUCUGAAUGAGACACAGCUGGCUGUUUUUUAUAAAGUGAGACAGUGGUGUUUGCAGAAGGUGAUGGGUAAAAACCCAGAGCCUCUGCGUGUAUUUGUCACAGGUGGCGCAGGAACGGGGAAAAGUCAUUUGAUUAGGGCUAUUGAGUAUGAGGCAGGGAGGCUGCUGUCAACACUUUGUGAUCAACCAGACGAUAUCUGUGUUUUGUUAACUGCUCCUACUGGCAUAGCUGCAUACAAUUUGAAUGCAGCAACAAUUCAUCACACAUUGAGUAUUGGCAAACAGGCUAGUUUACCUUACACCCCUCUGGGUGAAGAUAAACUAAACUCUUUGCGAGCUAAAUUGAGUCAGGUCCAAAUUUUAAUCAUAGAUGAAAUCAGUAUGGUUGAUCACAACGUGUUGGCUUAUGUGCAUGGUAGGUUGAGGCAGGUGAAGCAGACAGGCGACUUUUCCCCGUUCGGUAAUGUUAGUGUGAUAGCUGUCGGGGACUUCUAUCAGUUGCCUCCUGUUAAAGGGAAGCCUCUGUAUAGUAGUCCUGUUGGUGUGGACCUGUGGUGCAAUUUCAGCAUCGUGGAGCUGAAAAAGAUAGUUAGGCAGAAGGAUAGUGUUUUUGCUGAGUUGCUUAAUAGGUUAAGAGUGCGUUCCAGGGCCACCCCAAUGUUAGAUAGCGAUGUUGAAAUGCUGAAGAUGCGCGAGACCGGCGAGGUGAGCUCAGCCUUGCAUAUCUUUGCGACGAAUAGGCAAGUAAGUGAGCACAACCUAAAUUAUCUGUUUGACUGUUGUCCUGAUUAUGUCACCGUUGAAGCGCAAGACUUCGUGAAUAACAGGACAACAGGGAAUUUGGAACGGAUGCCCGGGCAUCACGGCGUUGCGGCGGACACGUCUUUACCGGAGACUCUGUGUUUAGCGAGGAAUGCGCGAGUGAUGUUGUGUAAGAACGUGGAUGUUGCGGACGGCCUGGUCAAUGGAGCAUGUGGCACAGUUACUCAGUUAGUUUUUGGAGAGGAUUCCACGUUUCCUCUCACCGUGUAUGUUAGAUUUGAUGAUGAGAAUAUUGGUUCAGAUAGGAGAAAAAAACGUGCACAUGCAGCAGUAGAAUGCCUGCAGUCUACUGCCAUUGAUCCAGAGACGGAAAGAGCCACUAAACGCGGCGGUGUGCGUCGUCAGUUUCCUCUUAGGUUAGCGUGGGCUUGCACUGUUCACAAAGUGCAAGGACUCACGGUGGACGAGGCGGUAGUGUCCUUGAAGAGGGUGUUUGCACCGGGGCAGGCAUAUGUAGCGCUUAGUCGUGUUAGUGCCUUGUCUGGACUGAUCAUCAGGGAUUUUACAGAGAAGGUUAUUUACUGCAAGGACGCCAUAAAGGAGGCCUUGGAUAGCAUACCUCCAUUUUUGAUUGAACAGCCAAAGCCUUCAUUAAAUACACACAGUUUCUCUGUGUAUUUAAUGAACGUUCAAAAUUUAAGUCGCCAUUUGGUAGAUUUGGUGUCUUGCACGCAGCAUUUGCAGCUUACCUGUAUUGCUGUGACAGAAACGUGGCUCACUGCACAGUCUUCAUUAGACGGUGUCCAAAUUGAAGGUUACACUUUCAACAACCGUCCUCGAGGCUUGUGUUACAGUAGCAGUAACCCCAAAUUGUUAGAGCUAAAGAACCUAGAACAUGGUGGAGUUGGUUUGUAUAGUGUAGGCAAUUUGGACUGUAACAUUCUGCAGGUGCCCGAUUUGAAUCUGGAGUGUUUGGUGUGCCUGUGUAACAAAUUCAACAUACUGUUGGCAGUAAUAUAUCGUCCACCAUGUUAUCCAAAUUCUUUAUUCAAACAAAAUCUGGGGAGGUUACUUGAUUGGUUACAUCCAAUCAGUAACACAAUUGUAAUAAUGGGGGAUUUCAAUGAGAACAUUUUAAAAACAUCAUCAAUUUCCAAAUUUAUGGGUGAAAAAGGUUUUAGUCAGCAUGUGACACAAGAGACUACAGAGAAGGGGACACUAAUUGAUCAUGUUUAUGUUAAAACAACACGGUAUAAUGUCGAAUGUGCAGUCAUGCCCACGUAUUUUAGUGACCAUGAAGGUGUUUUGUGUAGUUUUACUGUUAAAGAUGAUCAGGGGUGAGUUGUUGACUUGGAGGAGGUAGAGGGCCUCUUCGAGUCAGACUUGGUUUUAGAUGAGGAUUAGGUUGUUGUGUUUGGCAAAGGAGGCAAACAAUGAAUUCACACUACUGAUGUAAAUUCAUUGUUUGAUGAGUCAAACGGAGCUACAUUGCAGUGUCCCGGUGCAAAGGUUAGUGUUGUCGUGUUUGUGUGUUGGCAUAGGUCAGGUUUAUGUGUGGAAAGAGGAAACUGACUUGUAGUGUGGUGUCUUGUUCAUGGUGUGUACAUUGGCUACCACUAUGAAUGUUGUCUUUUUAUAAGUGUAGAGCCUGUCCCACUGUAAUUGUAUAGUUUGUUAUUUAUUGU
This is a messenger RNA of Myripristis murdjan (pinecone soldierfish), 7302 nucleotides long. RefSeq lists its product as uncharacterized. NCBI's taxonomy places the organism in Eukaryota, Metazoa, Chordata, Actinopteri, Holocentriformes, Holocentridae. The transcript has a single exon. Gene Ontology annotation, molecular function: DNA helicase activity; ATP hydrolysis activity. Bases 89 to 6958 code for a protein of 2289 amino acids. The record is from RefSeq and is a predicted model, not a curated record. Gene Ontology annotation, biological process: telomere maintenance; DNA repair.